AUAAUGCAAAGCUUGAAAAUAGAAACUCAAAGCUUGAAGUGAGUACGAUUUGGGUGUUAUCAUCCCUGCAAGAAAAACACACAAUUUUAGUUCUACUCGAUUGCUUCUCUUUCUCAACCUUCCAAGAAGCAAUAUGAAGAACCAGCACGGUUAUGUGCCACCUGCUUACAUACCUUUGGGGCAGUCAGAUUCAGAGGUAGUUCAUGUCUCUCCGCUUCAGCGUAAUAAACAACAUCCUGGUAGCAAUGGAUCAAACCAAAUGCAGCCUCAGUGGUCUUCUGGAAUCUGUGCUUGUUUCGAUGAUACGCAGAGUUGUUGUAUAGGUUGUCUUUGUCCUUGCUUUCUCUUUGGGAAGAAUGCUGAAAUUCUGGGUUCUGGAACUUUCCUGGGAUCAUGUGUUACACACUUUAUAUUAUGGAGUGUGGUUAAUACAGCCUGCUGCUUAUUAACUGAUGGCUUGUUUUUGGGUUUACCGGGAUGCCUUGUUUCGUGUUAUGCCUGUGGCUAUCGCAAGGCCUUAAGAUCAAAGUAUAAUUUGCCGGAAGCACCCUGUGGGGAUUUUGUUACCCAUUUUUGCUGUCAUCCCUGUGCUAUUUGUCAAGAAUAUCGUGAGAUAUGUGAAAGAUCUGGGGAUAGUCAAUCAACAAACUUGAAGCUAGCUGUAGUUACAGCUCCACCAAUCCAGACAAUGCAACCUGAUACCAUGCAAUAAUGUAGUUAUACACUAUCGUGCUUUCUCAGUUUUACCACCUUAAUUCUCUUCUUGAAGAAAACUACAAGAAUAUCAUAUAGCCAUUUGUACAUAAAAAUUGAGUGCGUUUGAUUCUUAGUUACCUUAAUUUUUGUGUCAUAUGUACCCUUUUUACUCCUUGAAAGACAAGUAGAACAACAUAUACCAUGGCAUGAGCUAAUUUGUCAAUAUUGUGAUCAUUCUUACUUGCAAUGCUUUAUAUCUAUUUGCGUUUAUUUUC
Messenger RNA from Vigna umbellata (rice bean), 971 nucleotides. Its product is annotated as PLAC8 family protein. The record is from RefSeq and is a predicted model, not a curated record. NCBI's taxonomy places the organism in Eukaryota, Viridiplantae, Streptophyta, Magnoliopsida, Fabales, Fabaceae.